AUGUUCAAGCAACUACUCCUUCUACUAUCUGUUCUAGUGAUAGUCAUCACAGCAGACCGGCCACAUCCAGAAGAUGCCAAACAAGCCAUCGCCGACCUCCAAGCGGCUGGAAUAGAUAAGAAGUAUGCGUUGGAAUUGUUUCAUAUCGAGCACAAAAUGAAUCAAGGAUCGGCAAAGGCUAAUGGGGAUAAGGAGAAGAUUAAGAAGUUGACAGAGGAGUAUAAUAAAGCAAAGAGUAAUUUUGAGAAGAAAAUACCGAAGGAACAGUUGGAUAAGUUGAAGAAGUUCUUGGCUUGA
This is a messenger RNA of Caenorhabditis remanei, 297 nucleotides long. RefSeq lists its product as uncharacterized. The record is from RefSeq and is a predicted model, not a curated record. The coding region runs from base 1 to 297 and encodes 98 amino acids. The transcript has 2 exons. NCBI's taxonomy places the organism in Eukaryota, Metazoa, Nematoda, Chromadorea, Rhabditida, Rhabditidae.